Dovyalis caffra is the source of this 1026-nucleotide messenger RNA. The record is from the annotation of a GenBank genome assembly. NCBI's taxonomy places the organism in Eukaryota, Viridiplantae, Streptophyta, Magnoliopsida, Malpighiales, Salicaceae.
AUGGAUUCUUUGACUGUGAAGGGCUCCUUCGUUGUAUCUAAAUUAUCUUCUUCUUCUUCGAGCAGUUCGACAGUUCUUGUCUCGACUCGACCUCGACUAUGUUCUUCCGUUAGUUUUCCAAGAAACAAGGGGAACUGCUGUAAUAAAGGGAGGUUAGGCUUUAGAGUUAAAUCUUACGAUUCUUCCAAGAAUGACUCUUCUUCCAAUAAUAAUCCUGGUGAUGCCAAGCCCCCGAAUGGCACUAUGCCAAAGACCAGGAGGGAAAUUCUAUUGGAAUAUGUCAAAAAUGUUCAGCCGGAGUUUAUGGAGCUUUUCGUAAAACGAGCACCACAGCAGGUAGUUGAUGCUAUGAGACAGACAGUGACUAAUAUGAUCGGGACAUUGCCUCCGCAGUUUUUCGCAGUAACAGUUACAACUGUUGCUGAAAAUCUUGCACAGCUCAUGUAUAGCCUUAUGAUGACGGGUUAUAUGUUCAAGAAUGCACAAUACCGGUUGGAGUUGCAACAAAGUUUGGAGCAGGUUGCACUUCCUGAUGCACAAAAAGAAAAGAAGGAUGAGCCAGAUUAUGCACCUGGUACACAGAAGAAUGUGUCUGGUGAGGUUAUUAGGUGGAAUAAUAUCUCUGGUCCUGAAAAAAUUGAUGCUAAAAAAUAUAUAGAGUUACUUGAGGCAGAGAUCGAGGAGCUAAAUAGUCAAUUUGGCAGAAAAGCUGCAAAUGGACAGAAUGAAUUAUUGGAAUAUCUCAAGUCUCUUGAGCCCCAGAAUCUGAAGGAUUUGACGAGUAGUGCUGGAGAGGAUGUUGUUCUUGCUAUGAACACAUUUAUCAAGCGUCUUCUGGCUGUUUCAGGUCCCGACCAAAUGAAGACAUCAGUAACAGAGACUAGUGCACCGGAGCUUGCCAAGCUGCUUUAUUGGCUCAUGGUGGUCGGGUACAGCCUUCGCAACAUUGAAGUUCGUUUUGACAUGGAACGAGUACUUGGGCAACCUCCAAAGCUUGCAGAGUUACCUCCUGGAGAAAAUGUUUAA